Molecule: messenger RNA, 2101 nt
Organism: Vicugna pacos (alpaca)
Lineage: Eukaryota; Metazoa; Chordata; Mammalia; Artiodactyla; Camelidae
Source: RefSeq, a predicted model, not a curated record
GCGCCUCUAGAGAGUCUCCCUUACACCCACUGCACUUCCCCGCUGCCAGGGUUCUCAGCUGAGGUGGUGGGACCCCUUGUCUCACAGACCUCGCGGGCGGGUGGAUAUGACCCCUGAAUUUAGCCGAAGCUCCUAUGAUCCUGGUUUCUGAUGCGCCUUCUCACCCUCCCCAGGGACCCUCUCAAGACAGACUGUCCCCAGCGCUGUCCCACAGCGUCCUAUGUGGCUAACUGUAACACCCCACUGUUUUUCAGGUCCAUCCCGCCUCCCGCCGCCUUGGGACACAAGGUGCUGACCCCGCAGACCUGCCAUGAAACCGCACUUGAAGCAAUGGAGACAAGGCAUGCUCUGCGGGAUAUUUGCGUGGGGGCUCCUCUUCGUGGCGAUUUUCAUCUACUGCACCGACAGCAACCCUGCUGAGCCCGCGCCCAGCUCCUUCUCCUUCCUGGAGACGAGGAGGCUCCUGCCGGUGCAAGGGAGGCAGAGGGCCAUCAUGGGCGCUGUGCAGGAGCCCGCCCUGCCCGAGGGCGCGGACGCACCCAGGCACCUGCCCGGGGUACCCCCGCCCGGCCCCCUGCACGCGGGGCCGGGUGACCUGCAGACAUGGGCCCAAGAUGGGUUGCAAAGUGAAGAAGAGUUCUUUUCACCUCAGACGGGGAGAAAAUCUCAAGGCACUUUGCCCCGGGAGGACGCCGCUGGCCGGCCAGGGGCGCACAGCCGCGCUCCGGGCACGUCUGGGCCUCUGUCCCCCGGAGACCCAGGCCCGCCAGUGGGGGCUGAGCCGGGGCACCAGGCCCCGGGGAGGCGGGCGCAGAGACGGCCCCGGAGGCUGGGAAGGAGCACCGCGCCGGAGGAGGGCGAGGACGGCGACCGGCUGUCCUCGUCCAUGUCCAGCGCCUUCCUGCGCCGGCUCUGGAAGGGCGACGCGUCCCCCCGGAUGCUGCACCCGCGCCUGCAGAAGGCCAUGCGCGCCUACCUGAGCGCCAACAAGCACGGCGUGCGCUUCCGCGGGCGGCGGGCGGCCGGGCGGAGCCGCGCGGAGCUGCUGUGCGCGCUGCGGGGCCGCGUGCGGGUGCGCACCCUGGAUGGCACCGAGCCGCCCUUCUCGGCGCUGGGCUGGCGCGCCUUGGUCCCCGCCGUGCCGCUCGGCCAGCUGCACCCGCGCGGGCUCCGGAGCUGCGCCGUGGUCACGUCGGCCGGCGCCAUCCUCAACUCCUCGCUGGGAGAGGAGAUAGAUUCCCACGACGCAGUUUUGAGAUUUAACUCUGCUCCUACGCGUGGUUAUGAGAAGGAUGUUGGAAAUAAAACCACCGUCCGCAUCAUUAAUUCCCAGAUUCUGACCAACCCCAGCCAUCACUUCAUUGACAGUUCGUUGUAUAAGGACGUCAUCCUCGUGGCCUGGGACCCAGCUCCUUAUUCUGCAAACCUUAACCUGUGGUACCAGAAGCCAGACUACAACCUGUUCACGCCGUACGUGCAGUACCGGCGGAGAAACCCGGAGCAGCCGUUUUACAUUCUCCACCCCAAGUUCAUCUGGCAGCUCUGGGACAUCAUCCAGGAGAACACGGAGGAGAAGAUCCAGCCCAACCCCCCGUCGUCUGGCUUCAUCGGCAUCCUGCUCAUGAUGACGCUCUGCCGCGAGGUGCACGUGUACGAGUACAUCCCAUCGGUGCGGCAGACGGAGCUGUGCCACUACCACGAGCUGUACCGCGACGCGGCCUGCACGCUGGGCGCCUACCACCCUGAAAGUCUCCAGAUGGACUCGAAGAUCGUCUCGGCCAACCCCUGCGCCACUCGGAAGCUUUCCGGCUGUGAUGGAGGGAGUGGAGUUACUGCCAACGCGGCCGGGACGACGAAGUCAACAACCAGGGAGAGGAGACGUUCUCACAAAUCCAAGGGAAAACGCAACGCCAAUCUGACUUUCCGGGACUGCCUGCCGUACCUCGUGCGGCCGCAGGGUGGCAGCACUUCCCCCAUCUUUCCUGGGGAUGCGGGGCACCCGGAGGAACAGAAGGCCCUCUUCUGCGGCUGCAGACAGGCUGACACUGCCGUGCACGGCGGGCGGGAGGGGAGCCGCCUGGACUCCAGACACCACCCAUGA